Messenger RNA from Eremothecium sinecaudum, 1365 nucleotides. It is a transcript of the gene PRS5, whose product is annotated as ribose phosphate diphosphokinase subunit PRS5. The transcript has a single exon. Gene Ontology annotation, biological process: purine nucleotide biosynthetic process; 5-phosphoribose 1-diphosphate biosynthetic process. The coding region runs from base 1 to 1365 and encodes 454 amino acids. The record is from RefSeq and is a predicted model, not a curated record. Gene Ontology annotation, molecular function: magnesium ion binding; ribose phosphate diphosphokinase activity. NCBI's taxonomy places the organism in Eukaryota, Fungi, Ascomycota, Saccharomycetes, Saccharomycetales, Saccharomycetaceae. Gene Ontology annotation, cellular component: cytoplasm; ribose phosphate diphosphokinase complex.
AUGAAUAACAUUGUUGUAUUUGCCGGUAGCUCCCAUCCAUCGUUGGUCGAAAAGAUUUGUGAUAAUUUAAGUAUCAGGCCUGCACAGGUUAAGUUAGGAAAGUUUUCAAAUGGGGAAACUUCUAUUAAUAUUGGGGAAUCUGUGAGGGAUAAGGAUGUUUAUGUUAUACAAAGUGGAUGCGGGCAUGUUAACGAUAACUUUAUGGAAUUGCUAAUUCUCAUAAAUGCGUGCAAGACUUCUUCUGCUAACCGUGUUACAGCUGUUAUGCCAUAUUUCUGCUAUUCCAGACAGCCGGACAUACCUUUUACGGCUAAGGGAGCCCCUGUGAUUUCUAAGACAGCGGACAAUGCGAAAUCAAAAUCUGUGCUGACUACUUUAAAGCCAACAUCGCAAAAUUCGCGGAAAUCUAUCGAGAAUGUCAUUGAAAAUAGCAUUUCAACGCUCUCUUUGGAAAAUGGAGUAUCAAAACCUGCGGUUAGCGACGAGAAUGAUUCAGCACCGUUCAACUCGCGGAUACCUGUAAUACCAGAAAAUAAUGAAUCCUCACCAACAGAGGCUGCUGGUUCGGUUUUCAAUUCCAGCAAUUCUGGGUACAAGUUGUGGCUAGCACAAAGUGGUACCUUAGUUGCUAAUUUGUUAACCACCGCGGGAGCGGACCAUGUUAUUACUAUGGACCUACACGAUGCACAGUUUCAAGGCUUCUUCGACAUUGGUGUGGAUAACCUAUACUGUAAGCCUUUGAUGCUUGCUUAUAUUCAACACCACAUACCCGAGUAUAAGAAUGCUGUGAUUGUUUCUCCAGACAGUGGCGGUGCGAAGAGGUCCAGUAAGGUUGCAGAUGCGUUGGGACUUCCGUUUACCUUGAUCCAUAAAGAGAGACGUUCCCAGAUUCUAAAGGGCCCCCCUGAUGCCUCUUUAGCUUCUGGAGGUAGCAUUCCACACAAUUCAAAACCUCUAAUCUUUAAUUUGGAUUGUGACGAGGUGAAGCAUUCUCCAUCAUCAAAGUUUGUGCAAACUACUAUGUUGGUUGGUGACGUCCGUGGCAAGGUAUGUAUAUUGGUGGAUGACUUAGUGGAUACUUCAUAUACGAUCACCAGGGCAUCACUGUUGUUAAAGGAACAGGGCGCUACCAAAGUUUAUGCUGUUAUUACCCACGGUGUCUUCAGUGGGGAUGCAUUGAACAGAGUUGCAAGCUCGGGUAUCGAUAAGAUAGUUGUUACCAACACUGUGCCUCAGGAAGAGACAGUUAAGGUCUUGGGUAAAGACAAAGUAGAUGUCAUUGACGUUUCCAGAGUAUUUGGUGAGGCCAUUAGAAGAAUUCACAAUGGUGAAUCCAUUAGCAUGCUUUUUGAGUAUGUCACUUGA